AUGUAUCGUCAUUGGUGCAAAGGAAUCCUACCCGAAGUUGCGCAAAUCGUCAAAAACUAUCACGAAGAAUUGGAAAACCUGACUGAUAUCAAUUUCAGAAACGAACAGUUCCUAGAAUACGCCGCCAAAUUCAAUGAAUUAUUUCAAUGGAUCCGGCGAACUCUUGGGAAAUGCCGGAAUUCCACUGUGCACACUCACGAUAUCGAAGAUAUUGUGCCGCAAUUACGAGGAUAUCUCAUUCUUGCCAAAACUGCAAUUCAAUUUCCGACAAGAAUUCUGGAUAAUGAAGGAAGAAUCGUAGACCUCCAAUUGAAUGUUUCGGAUUGUCGCAACUUCUGGAAGAGUGUUUUCGCUGCCCUACGACCAUUUGUUCUUCAGCGGGAAAUUUAUGUUUCAAUCAAUAGAGCAUUUAAUGAUUGGAGGCUUUAUGCUCAAAAUCUUGAAGAAGUCGUCAGGCUUCCUGGUAUUAAUGACUUACACAUUGAAAUCGUUGAUAACGAUGAAAGUAAUGAAGAGGAUGAGCACGACGAAGAUGAGGAAGAAGAGGAAUCCGAAGGAGGCGAGCUUGAAGACACGGAGGCCAUUGAAGAACGCGUUGACACUGUUGAGGAUUCGGAAGUUGGCAACGAUUAUAAACACUAG
Molecule: messenger RNA, 642 nt
Organism: Caenorhabditis bovis
Lineage: Eukaryota; Metazoa; Nematoda; Chromadorea; Rhabditida; Rhabditidae
Source: the annotation of a GenBank genome assembly